Diversispora eburnea is the source of this 1536-nucleotide messenger RNA. NCBI's taxonomy places the organism in Eukaryota, Fungi, Glomeromycota, Glomeromycetes, Diversisporales, Diversisporaceae. The record is from the annotation of a GenBank genome assembly.
AUGUUGAAGAAAGUUUCAUCAACUCUAGGAUUACCGCGUACACAAUCUUUGAAUUCGGCUUUAACCGAGAAAAAGAAGAAAAAUAAAGUAGGAGGUGAAGAACCUAUCGCACUUGAUCGUUAUCUUACUAAUGAAGGUCAUCGAUUAGUUGCUUCAUAUCUUAAAAUAACUCAAAUUCAAAAACAUAUACAAAAAGUAAAUUUAUAUGAAACUUUAAAUUAUGAAAAUUUAAGUCUUUCUUUACAAGAAUGUAAAUUAUUAGCUAAAUUACUUAAAUCGGAUAAAUUUUUAAAAAUUAAAACAUUAAAAUUAUCCAAAAACAAUUUAAGUAAAAGUUCAUUAAAAGUAUUAGUAGAUGCUUUAUAUAAAAAUACCACUCUUAAGACAUUAGAUUUAUCAUCUAAUUUAUUCACUGACUCGGAAGCCAAGAAGAUAGCGAAAUUAUUAAAGAAGAAUAAUACUAUAAAAGAAAUUUAUUUAUCAUUUAAUCGUAUUGGUAGUGAAGGAGCAAAACAUUUAUCUAAAGCUUUAAAAGAAAAUAAAUCAAUUGAACGUUUAAGUUUAGAAUCGAAUCGAUUAAAUAGUCAAGGUGGUCAAUAUAUAGCUGAAAUGUUAAAAGUUAAUGAUACUAUUAGAUAUAUUCAUUUAGGUAGUAAUAAUCUUCAAUUAAUAGGAGUAGAAAAAAUAGCUGAUGCUCUUAAAUUUAAUAAAUCUUUAGUUAGUUUAAGUUUAGAUGUUAAUAAUAUUUCUUCAGAAGGUGUAGAAUGUUUAUCGGAAGCACUUAAAGUUAACAAAAUUCUUACUCACCUUUAUAUAUCAAGAAAUAAUAUUGGAGAUAAUGGAUUAAAAUAUUUAAGUAAUGCAUUAUUAUCAAAUGAAACUAUAACUUAUUUAGAUUUGGAAUUUAAUAAUAUAGGAAAUCGAGAUAAUAUUGAAGGAAUUAAAUUAUUAGGUAAUAUAUUAGAAAAUCAUAAUGUUCCUCGAGCUAUUAAUCUUACUCAUAAUAAUAUUGGUGAUGAAGGUUGUGCAGCUUUAUUUUCAGGAUUUCAUAAAAAUAAAACAUUAGAAUCAAUUAUUCUUUCACAUUGUAAUAUUGGAUUAGAAGGAAUUAAAGCAAUAAGUGAUGCAUUAAAAAGUAAUGACGGAUUACAAAAUCUUUCAUUAAAAAAAAAUAAUGAUAUGGGAGCAGAUGGACAUUUGGAAUUAGCUCAAGCAUUAGAAAAGAAUACAAGUUUAAAAGGUGUACAAUUGGAUUAUAAUUUCGCUGAUUGGGAAAAAGUAGGAAAUUCUAUUCAUCAAUCAUUAACAAGAAAUCAUUUUCUUCAACGAGAGAAAUAUAAUACGGCUUAUAUAAAUCAAGUAUUAACUCCUUUACAAAUAAUUUCUAUCAUUAAAUGGUCAUUAACUAGAUCCACUUUGGGUAAAAGUAUGGAAGAAUUUUUAACCAAAACAUUAAGAGCUUAUUAUCCUUUGACUAGUGAUAUUAAACUUUGGCCUACUGAAGCUAGUGAUUAUUAUUCAGCGGAAAGAUUUUAA